GUACAUAGAGUAAAAAUUCUUCAAUUUUAUCUUUUAGAUAAUCUAAACUAUUACGAUAAACUAUAUAAAUAAAAAAUAAUAGUAUACUAUUCAUAUAUAGAAUUAGUGCAUUGUUAAUAAUAAAUGUGAUAUAUUAUAACCUUUCAAUAAUAAUCCUUCCAAUAAAGUAGAUAACAAAUAUGCAGCUCUAUGCAGGUUAUAUGCAACCAAUAUUUACUUGCUAGUUAUAAACAUGAUUUUUGUUGCAAAAAGAUACAUAAAUCUCAGUGAAAAUAGAAUAUAACAAAGAUUCUAUACAAUAUACACAGUGUAAAGAGUUAAAUUGAUUUGUUUUAUAAUCUUCAAUGAAAAAAAGAAAUUAUUUGAUAUCAUAACUAUAUAUAGGUACCUAGAUGCGUUUUUAGAUUAUACAAAUUAUUCUAAACGAACUAAGAAGAAAACAAAGCUUCCAAAAACGUAUCAUGAUUGAACAUACAGAAAAUUCUUUAAUUCAUAAUCAAGUUUUAAGAAACAUAAACACUGGAAAUAUAUUUUACAUGCCAUUAACUUCUUUCGCUGAGAUGUGGUAUCAGAUAUUCCUAUGGGCAUUAUUUUCUUCUAUAUUUGUUCACAUGAUAGCCGGUACAAUUUGUUUCGCUACUUUACGACAACAUAAGUAUGGAAAAUUUUUCCCACUUCUUAUAAUAAUAAUGGGCAUAUUGCUACCAUUAACAUCAGGUGUAUUAAGCUCUGCUGCUGUUGCAUUUGUUUAUCGAGCAUCAAGUCAUCAGAUGCCACCAUUAUAUGCAUUAGUAUGGGGGAUCGGUCAAACAGUCGUUGCUGCUUGUGUUGGAUUUACUAGAAUCUUAGCAACUUUAUAAUAUACAUGUAUAUAAAAUAUAAUUAGAUAGUAACAAAGAAUAUAAAUAACUAUAACAUAAUCAUUGUGAACCGAAGUUUUAAUAUGUAAUUAAACAUUGUGUAAGUACCUUUCACAAAUGGAUAUUAUUAUCCUUCUGAUUUUUGUGUCUUUAUAUGUGUAUUAAUAUUGUCAGGAAUCAUUUUGAUUAGUUCCAAUUGAUUUUUUAAUGCUUCUUGUGCUUCUAUUUUUUCACUAUUUUCUGAAGACGAUAUGCUAUUUUUGACUAAAUCUGUAAAAUAUUUGGGUCACUUAGUUAUAAAUAUUUCAACAUAUUGUUCUA
Molecule: messenger RNA, 1181 nt
Organism: Polistes canadensis
Lineage: Eukaryota; Metazoa; Arthropoda; Insecta; Hymenoptera; Vespidae
Product: transmembrane protein 170A
Exons: 3
Coding region: 462-860 (132 amino acids)
Source: RefSeq, a predicted model, not a curated record